Molecule: messenger RNA, 1251 nt
Organism: Racocetra persica
Lineage: Eukaryota; Fungi; Glomeromycota; Glomeromycetes; Diversisporales; Gigasporaceae
Source: the annotation of a GenBank genome assembly
CAUUUUUCUUACGACUUCCUGCUCGAACUCAAAAAGAAGUGAUAAUAAAUAGUGCCGUGUGGUAUGAAAAUACAGACAAUUUAUUGGAUGCUUGUGAAUUAUACGCCUUACUAUUGAAGGCAUAUCCAGACACUGUCACUUACUAUGGGGCACACGCUGCCCAACUUGCAUUGAAGUGCGAAACCCAACACAAACCACUUUCAGAAUGCAACAAGUAUAGAAGAUUAUUUGUUGAGGAUAUUUUGGAACCAAUACUUCGUCAAAAUAUAGUCAUACAUGAAGUAUGCCUCCCUCUUGACAUUAAAGUCUUCAAUCCCCAAAAAGACAUACCCAUUCCCAUCUCAACUUCGACAUCUCCACAACCAAAUUAUCCGACUAAUUUUAACAUAACUUAUAGCCAGUUAAAAACAUGGCUUGAAAGAGCUCAAGGCUACUAUAUAGCUAACAAAGAAUGGAGAAAGGUGUUUGAAGUUUCCUUUACUGUAAUGGCUAGUUGUGGGAUCUUAAAGUUUGAGAGUCACAAAUAUUCUUUUAUGCUUAACGCUAACGUAUUUUCUAGUGGACCGAAAACAAAGUUGGUGGCUAUUUUUGACGAUCCAAAACAACUGCCAUCGAAAGUUUUCGAAAUUCUCAACAAAGAAAGUUUAACAACAUUUAAUAAUAGCCUAACUUAUUUAGGUACCGCUCCGCAUCCAUUCGCUUUAUCGAUUGGUAUAGCAUGUUUUGUUCAUUGCUGUCACGAAUUUUACCAAUUUGUGGCUGGACUAAAAAGUAUGUCACCUGAGGGUAAACAACGAACAUGCCUUACACCUGUUUAUGUUCCCGGGCCGUCAAAGAAGUCAGAAUCUUACAUUCGGUAUUUUUCUGUUGACCAAAGACUAAGUAAAAAACGAAAACUAAGCUUCCUAUUGUCGGAGGGGUCGGAUGAUGGCUAUGAAAAUGAAAUAAUCAACGAUGACACUACGAAUAACAACGUGAGAAACGUUAUGAAUGUUAAGAAUCUAUUAAUCGAAGAACCUUCACAAGAAAAAGAUCCUUCAGUAAUGAGAAGGGAACAACGCCUACAAAAUUUGAUCAAAGAGUGGGAAGAGUUGGACCGAUUUAUAGAAGAAUGGAAUCUUCCAUUUGAUAUUUCCAAUGCGAUAUUAUUAACACGUGGUGAUAUUGCUUUAUCGCAGGGACAAUUGAGAGAAGCAAUCACAUUUUACUAUGAAAUAUGUUCUCGUAGUUCAGGCGCCUGGGAAAAAUAUC